CCGAAAUGCGGAGCGCGGCGACGCGUAGCGCCCGUAGGGCGAGCCCACCAGCUUCAGCAGCACGUAGCACAGGAAGCCCAGGGCGCACUCCAGGGCUGUCCCCGGCUCCUCCUGCUCGUCGUUUUCCUGGAGCACGGGUCGCGGCGCUCUGGCUUGUUUCCUGAAGGGUCCUGCAGGUCCGGGAGAGGCGCAGGCGCGGACCCGCGGGGUCCUCGAGCUGCAGCCCGGAAGUGCUCGCGGUUGAGGGUGGCGGCUCGCUGUGUGCGGGCGGCGUGCGCUGCCGCGUGGGCCAUGGGGCGGCGGUCGCGGGUCCGGCGGCUCCAGCAGCAGCAGCAGCAGCAGCAGCGACCCGGGAGCGCGGAGGACGGCGCCGAGGACGGCGGGAAGCGCAGUGGGGCGGGCUGGGAAGGCGGCUACCCCGAGAUAGUCAAGGAGAACAAGCUGUUCGAGCACUACUAUCAGGAGCUCAAGAUCGUGCCCGAAGGCGAGUGGGACCAGUUCAUGGACGCGCUCAGGGAGCCUCUCCCGGCCACGUUAAGAAUUACGGGUUACAAAAGCCACGCAAAAGAGAUUCUCCAUUGCUUAAAGAACAAGUAUUUCAAGGAACUGGAGGACCUGGAGGUGGACGGGCAGAAAGUUGAAGUUCCACAGCCCCUGAGUUGGUAUCCUGAAGAACUUGCCUGGCACACAAACUUAAGUCGAAAAAUCUUGAGAAAGUCUCCACAAUUGGAAAAGUUUCACCAGUUUCUGGUUAGCGAAACUGAAUCUGGAAACAUCAGUCGUCAAGAAGCCGUUAGCAUGAUUCCACCACUGUUGCUUAAUGCUCACCCUCACCAUAAGAUUUUAGAUAUGUGCGCAGCACCUGGAUCAAAGACCACACAGCUCAUCGAGAUGCUGCAUGCCGACAUGAGCGUGCCUUUCCCAGAGGGGUUUGUCAUCGCGAAUGACGUGGACAACAAGCGCUGUUACCUGCUUGUGCACCAGGCCAAGCGGCUGGGCAGCCCCUGCAUCAUGGUGGUCAACCACGACGCCUCCUGCAUCCCUCGGCUCCAGGUGGAUGUGAACGGGAAGAAGGAGGCUCUCUUCUACGACCGCAUCUUAUGUGACGUCCCUUGCAGUGGAGAUGGCACUAUGAGAAAAAACAUUGACGUCUGGAAAAAGUGGAGCACCUUAAACAGCUUGCAGCUGCAUGGUUUACAGCUGCGGAUUGCAACUCGGGGCGCUGAACAGCUAGUGGAAGGCGGCAGGAUGGUGUAUUCUACGUGUUCACUAAACCCCAUUGAAGAUGAAGCAGUCAUAGCAUCUUUACUGGAAAAGAGUGAAGGUGCCUUGGAGCUUGCUGAUGUGUCUUCUGAGUUGCCAGGACUAAAGUGGAUGCCUGGGCUCACACAGUGGAAGGUGAUGACGAAGGAUGGGCAGUGGUUUGCAACGUGGGAUGAUGUUCCCCACAGCAGACACACCCAAAUUCGGCCUACCAUGUUCCCCCCAAAGGACCCCGAGAAGUCACAGGCGAUGCACCUAGAGCGGUGUCUUAGGAUAUUACCACAUCAUCAAAACACUGGAGGGUUCUUCGUGGCAGUAUUAGUGAAAAAGUCUUCAAUGCCAUGGAAUAAACGUCCCCCAAAGUGUAUCAACGUGGGGAGCUUUGUUAGCGUGUCCGUCAGCCUUCCUUCCGUGACCGUGGAACAUGGCCUGGGGUCACAGUGCGUGCUGGAAAACGAGGACAAGGAAUGCUUGGCCUUUGGAGAAACAGAAAGGAAACCGUUCUCUGGGCUGCAGGGUGAGUCUGCAGAGCCACGGGGGCCUGUGCAGCCGGGCCCAGCAGACCCCAUGGGAAAGAGCGUCUCCCACCCCUUGGAGCUGGAGAGUAAACCGGCCGCUGGGAUUAGCGACACAGAAGCAACUGAAAGAGCUGAGAAUUUAGAGAAUAAUGGAAAUAAGAAAGAUGGUGUGUGUGGUCCUCCUCCAUCUAAGAAAAUGAAGUUAUUUGGAUUUAAAGAAGAUCCGUUUGUAUUUAUUCCUGAAGACGACCCAUUAUUUCCACCUAUCCAGAAAUUUUAUGCUUUGGGCCCUUCCUUCCCAAAGAUGAACUUGUUAACUCGAACUGUGGAGGGGAAGAGAAGGCAGCUCUACAUGGUGUCCAAGGAGCUGAGAAACGUGCUGCUGAACAACAGCGAGAGGGUGAAGGUUAUUAACACUGGGGUUAAAGUCUGGUGUCGAAACAACAGCGGUGAAGAGUUCGACUGUGCUUUCCGGUUGGCGCAGGAGGGAAUAUAUACGUUGUAUCCAUUUAUUAAUUCAAGAAUUAUCAUCGUCUCCAUGGAAGAUGUUAAAAUUCUGUUAACCCAGGAAAAUCCGUUUUUUAGAAAACUCAGCAGUGAGGCAUACAGCCAAGUCAAGGACAUGGCCAAGGGCAGCGUCGUCCUGAAGUACGAACCGGACCCCGCGAAACCGGACACGCUCCAGUGCCCCAUCGUGCUGUGUGGAUGGCGGGGAAAGGCCUCAAUUCGAACUUUUGUGCCAAAGAAUGAACGGCUUCACUAUCUCAGGAUGAUGGGGCUGGAGGUGUCGGCAGAAAAGAAGAAAGAGAGGGGUGUUCCGACGAGCGCGAGUGCAGCCAGCCCUGGGGCUCCGGAGGACCAGCUGGCUGCCGAGCAAGGGGCGGGGUAGCCGGCCGGCCAGAGGCCGCCACAGGCAGUGACCCGGCGGCCGGCCCGCCCCGGUGCGCUGGCUGCAGGGGCCUCCGCCUCGGCGCCGCCGCGGAGGCGAAACCCAGGACUACUCGUGAGCGGUGAGGCACACGCCGCCGCGGAGGCGCAACCCAGGACUACUCGUGAGCGGUGAGGCACACGCCUGUCAAGACUGGGAGGUGACGGCAGGCCAGGUCUGUGAGUGACCCCCGGACGCCUUUCACGUGGAGCGUAUGGAAGGUAUUUUUUUAGCUUGUUAGAAUUUCCUCAUUUCUUUGGCAAAGUUGGGUCCAGUAUGCCUGUUGCCGGUAAUAGACUUUCAUUGUUAAAGUCUUAUUCUACCAAGAAAUAUAACUGCCCUGGCAGAAAAUUUCAGGUCCCUUUUGUUAUGCCUGUAUUGGUCUUAAGGCCUAGUGCUUCUUUUAGGCAUUUUUUUUUGGGGGAAUCUGUAACUACGUGUGGAUUGUUGGAAAACUGUACUAUCAGCUUUAAUAAUUGUAUUAAGUGGCCCAUUAGUGUGACAUUAAUACGCGGUGGGGUUAAUAUCUGAGGUCUCAGAUGACUUCUGUGCCUUUGUAAUAAAAGGUAAAAUAAACUUUCUCACAGUAAGAGUUGUAUCGUGAAUUGUGAUACUAGUCAUGAGGGUUUUAUGUGCUUUUAUUGGAGUACCCUGCAAUUUUAAUUUUUAAAUGGGGUUUGGGAUCCUUGGAAAGUUUAAAUAAAGAGUCAUUAAUGAAAAUGGGUAUGUGUACGACUCU
Balaenoptera musculus (blue whale) is the source of this 3448-nucleotide messenger RNA. RefSeq names its product NOP2/Sun RNA methyltransferase 2 (gene NSUN2). The coding region runs from base 292 to 2670 and encodes 792 amino acids. The record is from RefSeq and is a predicted model, not a curated record. Lineage: Eukaryota; Metazoa; Chordata; Mammalia; Artiodactyla; Balaenopteridae. Gene Ontology annotation, biological process: tRNA methylation. The transcript is spliced from 21 exons. Gene Ontology annotation, molecular function: tRNA (cytidine-N5)-methyltransferase activity; tRNA binding. Gene Ontology annotation, cellular component: nucleus; cytoplasm.